Molecule: messenger RNA, 2112 nt
Organism: Megalopta genalis
Lineage: Eukaryota; Metazoa; Arthropoda; Insecta; Hymenoptera; Halictidae
Product: ras-related protein M-Ras
Biological process (GO): signal transduction
Cellular component (GO): membrane
Molecular function (GO): GTPase activity; GTP binding
Source: RefSeq, a predicted model, not a curated record
UGUUUGCCAGGCGUCGCCACUGGUACGAUUUGUUACAGUGGACGGCGAACAGUCGACGAUGUUUGGAUAGUAAAAAUCGCUCCAGGAAAUCGGGGGUUGGCUCGCGAGCAACCUGAAGUUGUCCGAAACAGCCGCUGGUACGACAGUAAUGUUUGCGCGCAUGGUCGCGAAAGUACAUUCGGCCUAUCGUGCACAACACUUACGUUGGCAGCUUACACAAACACAGCUUGUCUACACCGAUACGAAUGUUGCCCACAGUGGCCCAGACUGACAGCUGGAAGAACGCGAAGCAGGAGUGGCAGAUCAUGUAAGGGUACCUUGGCCAGACAGCGGUAGCUCGACAAUUAAAGGGCAGGUACACUGCUGAGAAUACAUCAGAACAGUUGACAGAAUAGGCAGAAGAAGGCAGAGCAGCGGGGGAGGGGGUGGGAGAGCAAAAGGCGGUAUGACACGUCCUCCCAAUAAUGACAACCUUAUGACCUUCAAGCUGGUCGUAGUAGGAGAUGGAGGCGUUGGAAAGAGUGCACUCACCAUACAGUUCUUUCAAAAGCUAUUCGUCACCGACUACGAUCCCACCAUCGAGGACAGUUACAUACAGCAUACAGAGGUAGACAAGCAAUGGUGUAUUCUGGACGUGCUGGACACAGCGGGCCAAGAAGAGUUCAGUGCCAUGCGCGAACAGUACAUGCGCAAGGGUGACGGGUUUCUGUUAGUGUACUCUGUGACUGACAAACAGUCCUACGAGAAUAUCAUGUAUUUCUACACCCAGAUACUCAGGGUAAACGACAGAGACGUGUAUCCCAUGCUUCUGGUGGCCAACAAGGUCGACCUGGUCCACUUGAGGAAGGUCACGGAGGAGCAAGGAAGGGAGCUGGCUCAACGUCUGGGUAUACCUUACAUUGAAACCUCUGCCAAAGAUCCACCGUUGAACGUGGACGCAGCAUUCCACGAGGUCGUUCGUAUUAUCCGAAAUCAGCCGCCGACCGAAUCGGAGAAAAACCGGAGGAAACGGAGAUGUUUGGGGAAAUGUAAUCUUCUGUAAGACGGGAGGAGAGUGUCAGAGGUGUCUGCGCACAGGGUCGCUUUCGUUCCGGAAAGCGAGACGCACCUGCCAAACAAAAUACGGAUCUUCUGUCCUCCAUCGUAUAUAGGUACUCGUGAACGAUUUUUCCGUUUUGUUUAUCCAUUCACCUAUUAUUUCGUAGCAUUAACGAGAGAUCGAUAUCCCCCUUCUCCCCACGCCUUCCCCCCUCCCCCCGUCCCCUGUAUAAUAAUUGUACAAAAUAGUAACGAUAAGAGAUGCAUUCGAAAGGAUAACGAAUGCCAUCCAUCUCCGAGGCGUGACUAGAUUUUUUAAAAACGAUAAAAUAAAACCAACUCAACAUCGGUUUUAAGACUCGAAGACAUAAGAAAAAGAGAGAAAACGAAGAAAAAAAAGAAGAUAACAUGUAACGAAAGAGAUUCGUCGGAGAUAUAUAUAAAUAUAUAUAUAUAUACAUAUUGACUGUUCAUCAUCUCGACAACACGAGACCCCGGUCUCAGUACGCGCGUACACAUCAAUUUUCUACCAUCGACGAAACACUAUGGAAUUGAGCGUUUUUUAUUGCACGAUGCAUACAUAAUUCUAGAGUGAGAAAGGGAGAGAUAGGAGAGUGAGUGGAAGAAAGAGCGAAAGUUAGAGCGAGAGAGAGAGAGAGAAUCUUUUUAACUUCUUCGCGUCUCUUGUCAUGAAAUGACUAUAAUGGUUUCGUAUAUCGACACGACUCACCUUUUGAACAGCUGUCGAGGAUUAUAGCUUUAAGCGUAUUUAUUUCCGUUCGAUUUCGAUUCAGCGACUCUUCCGACUGAUUUCCGCUUCGAUUUCGUCCUUACAUUCAUUUGUCUUGUUACUUUUUCCAAAGUGUCGAUUCCACGUUUCUGUCGGGCAUUAAUCGAACCGCUUGUUAACACACCAGAGAGUACCAUAGGUAGUGUCACGUAGCGACGUGAACAUGAUUUGCAAUCGAAGUCGUCCGUUCCCUUUAACGAUUAAAAGAAUCGCGUUCGGCGACCGGCGCCCGACGAGCAAACUAACAUUCAAGGAGAACAAAUAAAAAAAAAAAAUUACUAAAA